CCCCUGAUCUAGAUGCUAUACUCCUAUUGAUGCAGCCCAGAAUUGCAUUGGCUUUUUUAGCUGCUGCAUCACACUGCUGACUCAUGUCAAGUCUGUGGUCUACCAAGACUCCUAGAUCCUUUUCACAUGUACUGCUCUCAAGCCACGUGUCACCCAUCCUGUAUUUGUGCUUUUCAUUUUUUUUGCCCAAGUGUAGUACCUUACAUUUCUCCUUGUUAAAAUUCAUCUUGUUUGCUUUGGCCCAGUUGUCUAAUCUGUUAAGGUCAUUUUGAAGUGUGAUCCUGUCCUCUGGGGUAUUAGCCACCGCUCCCAAUUUGGUGUCGUCUGCAAACUUGCUCAGGAUGCCCUCAAGCCCAUCAUCCAAGUCAUUGAUGAAGAUGUUGAAUAAGACUGGGCCCAAGACAGAACCCUGUGGCACCCCACUAGUCACUACUCUCCAGGAUGAGGAGGAUCCAUUGAUGAGCACCCUUUGGGUUCGGUCAGUCAGCCAGUUACAAAUCCACUGAAUGGUAGCAUUGUCUAGCCCGCAUUUUACCAGCUUCUUUACAAGAAUAUCAUGGGGCACCUUGUCAAAGGGUGUCAUCUGCAUACUGAUGAACACCCAGCACAAAUCCCCUGAUGAUCUCUCCCAGCAGCUUCAUGUAGAUGUUAAAAAGCAUGGGGGCAUAGCUGUCAAGCAUGGGGGAGAGGACGGAACCCUGAGGCACCCCACAAGUGAGAGCCCAGGGGUCUGAACACUCAUCCCCCAACACCACUUUCUGGACCCGACCCCAGAGAAAGGAGCAGAACCACUGUAUGACAAGUGACCCUAGCUCCCAGCCCCUGUAGACAGUCCAGAAGGAUGUUAUGGUCAAUGGUGUCAAAGGCCACUGAGAGAUCCAACAGAACUAGGAAACAGAUUUCACCUUUGUCCCUAGCCCACUGGAGAUCAUCAACCAGUGCGACCAAGGCAGUUUCAGUCCCAUGAUGAGGCCUGAAUCCCGACUGGAAGGGAUCCAAAUGGUCCGCAUCCUCCCGGCAUUCCUAGAGUUGUUCAGCAACCACCCGCUCAAUCACCUUGCCCAGGAAUGGUUGAUUUGAGACUGGGCGAUAAUUAGCCAUAUUUGCCGGCCUAAAGAUGUUUUUAUAAGAAGCGGUUUAAUGACCGCCUCUUUCAGCGGGUCUGGGAAGAAUCCCGCACAGAGGGAAGCAUUCAGCACCCCGUGGAGCACAUCGCCCAGCCCUUCCCAGCUCAGCUCACUUUUUUUUAGCCAGGAUUGGCAAGGAUCAAGGAGACAGGCGGUCGCUUUCACUUGUCCAAGCAGCCUGUCCAUAUCCUUGGAGGUAACAGAUUGGAAGUGAUCAAAUGAAACAUGACUAGACAGGGAUCUAGCAUUCUACCGCCCCGGCCCUGCUCCCACAGUGGAGUCUACCUCCUUCGGAAUCUGAAAAAACUUUGCAAAAGCCUCUUGGGGUCCUUACCAGGCCCCGAUGAGGAAGGUGGUUAUGAUAGAUUUUGGACCACCUGGAAGAGUCUCCUGCUGCUGUUUUCUGCAGAUGCAAUGGAAACGGCGAAGAAGGUCCUCUUCGCCAUCGCCAUUGCCACUUGGUAGGCUCGAAGUUGAGCUCUAGCCCGUGUCCGGUCUGAUUCAGAACGUGUUUUCCGCCACUGUAGCCAUCUCAGCGACUGUUUCAUCGCCUUCAGCUACGUGGGAAACCACAGUGCUGUCCCGGCUCCAUGCAAUCGGAGAGGGCGCUUCAGAGCUAGACAGUCAAUAGCCCUGGUUAAAUCCACACUCCAGCGGGCCACCAGGGAAUCAGCUGAAAGGCCAUCAGCAUGGGAUAAAACAUCCCCUACCACUCUCUGGAAACCAAUUGGAUCCAUAAAGUAGCGGGGGCAUACCAUCAAAAUUCCACCUCCCAGCAGAGGGGAAGGGUCACGGAGAAGUCCAGUUGCACCAGGAAGUGAUCUGACCAUGGCACUUGUUGUGUUUCACUUUUACUUAGUGUCAGAUCCCCAACAUCCAUAGAGGUAAACACCAAGUAUAAGGCAAACCAAUCUGUGGUCGUCAACAGGUUUACCACACCUAUCAGCCAAUCACCCAUUCCCACCACCCAUCUGAGUAAUACCAUUCCCCACCCUCCCACUAUAUAUAAGGGUCUGGUGACUUCUGUUUCAGUGUAUCUGAAGACGUGUGCAUGCACACGGAAGCUCAUACCAAUGACAAACAUAGUUUGUCUCUAAGGAACUACUGGAAGGAAUUUUUCUUUUUUUCUUUUUCUUUUUUAUCUAGAUCAAUGUGCCCACACUUGGCAGGGGUGGAGAAUUAUUGUGCAGAGGAUGAAGAACUUCAUGAUGAACUUAAGACCCUGAUGAAUAGUGGGCAGGUUCAUGGACUUAGAGUAGCUCCCUUUCCUGUGAGAAACCACUUUUUAUAAAAGAAACCUAGUAGGAUUUUCUCUCUCCGCCCCACCUACCCCAGUCGGGAAAAAAACAAUGGAGAAGGCAGUCAAAAUUCUGGUGGGCCAUGUCCAAUAGGAAAAACAAAGAAACCAUACUUGGAGUGUGAAAAGAGAGAGGAUAAACAAUCUGAAACUAUGGAGAGUGGAAAGAGCUUCACUGACAGUGGAAAACUAGGAAUUCAUCAACGGACUCACAUGGGGGAGAAACCAUUUCAAUGCGUGGAGUGUGGAAAGAGCUUCAGUCACAGUGGACAGCUUAGAAUUCAUCAACGGACUCACACGGGGGAGAAACCAUUUCAAUGCAUGGAGUGUGGAAAGAGCUUCAGUAGGAGUGAAAACUUUAGAAUUCAUCAACGGAGUCACACGGGGGAGAAACCAUUUCAAUGCAUGGAGUGUGGAAAGAGCUUCAGUCACAGUGGACCACUUAGAAUUCAUCAACGGACUCACACGGGGGAGAAACCAUUUAAAUGCAUGGAAUGUGGAAAGAGCUUCAGUCGGAGUGGGAAACUGAAUUCACAUCAUCGAACUCACACAGAAGAGAAACCAUUUCAAUGCAUGGAGUGUGGAAAGAGCUUCAGUCACAGUGGACAGCUUAGAAUUCAUCAACGGAUUCACACGGGGGAGAAACCAUUUCAAUGCAUCGAGUGUGGAAAGAGCUUCAGUGUGAGUGGAAACCUUAGAAACCAUCAACGGAUUCACACGGGGGAGAAACCAUUUGAAUGCAUGGAGUGUGGAAAGAGCUUCAGUGAGAGUGGAACCCUUAGAAUUCAUCAACGGACUCACACAGGGGAGAAACCAUUUGAAUGCAUGGAGUGUGGAAAGAGCUUCACUGACAGUGGAAAACUUAGAAUUCAUCAACGGGGUCACACGGGGGAGAAACCAUUUAAAUGCAUGGAGUGUGGAAAGAGCUUCAGUCAGAGUGGACACCUUAGAAUUCAUCAACGGGGUCACACGGGGGUGAAACCAUUUCAAUGCAUGGAGUGUGGAAAGAGCUACAGUCAUAGUGGAAACCUUAGAAUUCAUCAAUGGGGUCACACGGGGGAGAAACCAUUUAAAUGCAUGGAGUGCGGAAAGAGCUUCACUGAGAGUGGACAGCUUAGAAUUCAUCAACAGAGUCACACGGGGGAGAAACCAUAUCAAUGCAUGGAGUGUGGAAAGAGCUUCACUCACAGUGGAAUCCUUAAAAUUCAUCAACGGAGUCACACGGGGGAGAAACCAUUUCAGUGCAUGGAGUGUGGAAUGAGCUUCAGUCAGAGUGGAGUUUUUACAGAACAUCAACAAACUCAUACAGGGGAGAAACCAUAUAUGUCCUAGGGAAGUGGACAGAGGUUCUGUUGAAGUGGAAGUCUUACAAACCAUCAAAAGACUCUGAGGGGAAAAGCUGUAAGAGUAGAAACUCUGCAAGCCAUCAAUUAACUCAAAGAAGAGAAAUGGUUUAAAUAGGAGGAGUGUGGAUUCUGCUUUGGUUAUUAUGGAAUGCUUUUUAGAGUGUAGAACCUAUUUUUCUCCGAGUUGACAAUUUCUCUCACAUCAAUAACAGAUAUCAAUCUUAAAUACUUGCAGCGUAUGUGAGCUUUUGUUGUUUGUAUGUAAUAUUGUCUAGACAUGUUUUUAAAGUAAUGGAUGUAACAUUUCACAAUAGUAAGCAUAAUAUAAUAUGUGUAUAGAUAUGUUUGGUGGCAGGAGAAAUAAAGGGGUUGUUUAGUGGCAUAACGAGGAAAGGCUCUGUUGCUAGCUGCAUGUCUUGCAUGAGGAGGGAAGAAGGGUCCGUACCAGAGCAUCUCAAAGCAAUGUGCUGGGGGGGGGGGCACAGUGACACAAGUGUGUGUAGAAUGCUGUCCCCAAAAUGACACAGGGGAGAAACAAUAUGGAUGAGUAUAAUAAUAAUAAUAAUAAUAAUAAUAAU
Molecule: messenger RNA, 4348 nt
Organism: Zootoca vivipara (common lizard)
Lineage: Eukaryota; Metazoa; Chordata; Lepidosauria; Squamata; Lacertidae
Source: RefSeq, a predicted model, not a curated record